GCGGCGGACAAGAACAAGGCCGCCGCGCCGAUCGCUCCGAUCGCACCAUGGAGGCCCUCCUCCAGGCCCAAUGGCCACGGCGAGCAUCUGCAAUCCCGGGGGCAGUUCUCAGGAACUACCCCGGGCACAGGUUUGUGGAGGGUUUGCGUGACGACAUCCGAGCCGUCGUGCUGAUCCAGCGUCCCGUCGAUCUGGAGGCGGCCGGAUCACUGGCCCUGCUGCAAGAGGAGCUUGCGGAGGGCUUCCGACGUGAACGACCGCGCCGCUCCAACGCGCCGACACCCAGGGCUGCUGUCCGGACAGCACCCCUGCCGCUGCCGGCCGCUCCUCCUCGAGGUGGGGGGCUGGCUGGAGCUGAAGAUCGGCAUGCCCUAGAGGCCGCGCGGCCCGCCCAGGACGCGGACAAGGUUGCUGCUCUACGCGCCUACCGGCGCGCUAAAGGCCUCUGCUUCACCUGGGGCGAACGUUGGGGGCGCGAUCACCACUACCCCGCCAAUGUUCCCCUCCAUGUCAUCGAGGAGCUGCUUCAAAUGCUGGAGACAGAGGACAGCAGCACCCUGCCCAUCGAGGAGCAACUAAGAGGAUGCUAACUGCGCAGCCAUCUCGUGCCAUGCGCUGGAGGGCACGGCUUCCCCAAAAGCGUUGCAGCUGCAAGGAUGGCUGGGCGACACCAAGGUGCUGCUGCUCGUCGAUUCGGGUAGCUCGUCUUCCUUCAUCAGACACGACUUGGUCCGGGGAGAGAUCCGGUCAGUCCCUCUCGCGCGCCGUCUCCGGGUGCGCGUAGCGGAUGGAGGGGAGCUGGCCUACACUCACGAGGUCCCGGACUGCCCGUGGUGGAGCCACGGUCAGGAAUUUCGCUGCAACCUGAAGGUUCUUCCACUACACAGCUACGACAUCAUCCUCGGCAUGGAUUGGCUAGAGAGCCACAACCCAAUGCAAGUUGACUGGGAAAAGAAAUAUGUCGAAUUCCAACACCAUAGGAGCCUCAUUCGCUUGCAAGGCCUACCCAGCAAUGACACUUGUGCUCCCCA
Triticum aestivum (bread wheat) is the source of this 1031-nucleotide messenger RNA. RefSeq lists its product as uncharacterized. The transcript has 2 exons. NCBI's taxonomy places the organism in Eukaryota, Viridiplantae, Streptophyta, Magnoliopsida, Poales, Poaceae. The record is from RefSeq and is a predicted model, not a curated record. Bases 48 to 590 code for a protein of 180 amino acids.